This is a messenger RNA of Elephantulus edwardii (Cape elephant shrew), 948 nucleotides long. RefSeq names its product uracil-DNA glycosylase (gene UNG). Gene Ontology annotation, cellular component: mitochondrion; nucleus. Gene Ontology annotation, biological process: base-excision repair, AP site formation via deaminated base removal; base-excision repair. The record is from RefSeq and is a predicted model, not a curated record. The transcript has 7 exons. Bases 1 to 948 code for a protein of 315 amino acids. Gene Ontology annotation, molecular function: uracil DNA N-glycosylase activity. NCBI's taxonomy places the organism in Eukaryota, Metazoa, Chordata, Mammalia, Macroscelidea, Macroscelididae.
AUGAUCGGCCAGAAGACGCUCUACUCCUUCUUCUCCCCGAGCCCCGCGGGGAAGCGACGUGCGCAAAGCUCCGAACCAGCCGACCCGGGGACCGGCGUGGCGGCGGUAGCGAUAGCCGAGGAGAACGGGGAUGUGGCGGCCAGCCCCGCCAAGAAGGCCCGUACGGAGCAGGACGCGCCGGGCACGCCGCCCUCGUCGCCUCUGAGCCCGGAGCAGCUGGUCCGCAUUCAGAAGAACAAGGCGGCCGCCCUGCUCCGACUCGCCGCCCGCAACGUGCCCGUUGACAUCGGCCCGAGCUGGAAGAAGCAGCUGAGCGGAGAGUUCACCAAGCCAUAUUUUAUUAAGCUCAUGGGAUUUGUUGCAGAAGAAAGAAAGCAUUACACUGUGUAUCCACCCCCACACCAAGUCUUCACGUGGACGCAGAUGUGCGAUAUAAAAGACGUGAAGGUUGUUAUCCUGGGACAGGAUCCAUACCAUGGACCGAAUCAAGCUCAUGGGCUCUGCUUUAGUGUUCAGAGACCUGUACCACCGCCACCCAGCUUGGAAAACAUCUAUAGAGAGCUGUCUACAGACCUAGAGGAUUUUGUCCAUCCUGGUCACGGCGAUCUGUCGGGAUGGGCCAAACAAGGUGUUCUCCUCCUCAAUGCUGUCCUCACCGUCCGAGCACAUCAAGCCAAUUCUCACAAGGAAAGAGGCUGGGAGCAGUUUACUGAUGUGGUUGUGUCCUGGCUCAAUCAGAACUUGUCUGGCCUCGUCUUCUUGCUCUGGGGCUCGUAUGCUCAGAAGAAAGGCAGCGCCAUUGACAGGAAGCGGCACCACGUGUUACAGACUGCACACCCUUCCCCUUUGUCGGUGUAUCGUGGGUUCUUUGGAUGCAGGCAUUUCUCUAAAACCAAUGAGCUGCUGCAGAAGUCUGGCAAGAAGCCCAUCAACUGGAAGGAGCUGUGA